AUGUCUUCACAUCUUUGGCCAACUAUUGAAACAUCAAAAGUGAAUUCAUUAUGGUUUCGACCAUUACAACCUGUACGAGAAGAAUUUAGUUUAGCUAAAUUUGAAGAAUUACUUGAACAAGAACGACGACAUAACAUUGAAAAAGGUGUAAAUUUACCAUUUCAUGGAAGAACAGAAAUGGAUAAUACUGAUGAUGAUGAAGAUGCUGAUGAAGCUGAAGAAGAAAGUGAAGGUGGUGAACCAGAUGAUGAAAUGGAUGCACAACACGGUCCAGGAUCACCUGGAAAUACAAUCGGAACUGGAGCAACACCACAUGAUGCUUAA
Messenger RNA from Rotaria sordida, 324 nucleotides. Lineage: Eukaryota; Metazoa; Rotifera; Eurotatoria; Philodinida; Philodinidae. The record is from the annotation of a GenBank genome assembly.